Molecule: messenger RNA, 4006 nt
Organism: Trematosphaeria pertusa
Lineage: Eukaryota; Fungi; Ascomycota; Dothideomycetes; Pleosporales; Trematosphaeriaceae
Product: RecF/RecN/SMC protein
Exons: 3
Coding region: 115-3774 (1219 amino acids)
Biological process (GO): mitotic sister chromatid cohesion
Cellular component (GO): chromosome
Molecular function (GO): protein binding; ATP hydrolysis activity; double-stranded DNA binding
Source: RefSeq, a predicted model, not a curated record
CACGGCGCCAUUCACUCGCCAUGCCCUGACCGCUAACUGCAUCGCCCCAUAUCGAUCCUCCCCGCGCGCGCGACUCUGCCCUGACCACACACACGCCCCGCGCCGCUCUCCACCAUGGGCUACAUCAAGCAAAUCACCAUCCAGGGCUUCAAGAGCUACAAGGACCAGACCAAGAUCGAGCCCUUCUCGGCCAAGAGCAACAUCAUCGUCGGGCGCAAUGGCGCGGGCAAGAGCAACUUCUUCGCCGCCGUGCGCUUCGUGCUCGGCGACGACUACGAGAACAUGAGCCGCGAGGAGCGCCAGGCGCUGCUGCACGAAGGAUCGGGCUCCGCCGUCAUGUCGGCCUACGUUGAAGUCGUCUUCGACAACACCGACGGCCGCUUCCACAACAGCGGCAAGCCCGAGUUCGUCCUCCGCCGCACCAUCGGCGCCAAGAAAGACGAGUACUCCAUGGACCGGAAAAAUGCGACCAAGCGAGAAGUAUUCGAGAUGCUCGAAGCCGCCGGCCUGUCGCGCUCCAACCCCUUCUACAUCGUGCCCCAGGGCCGCGUCACCGCCAUCACAAACAUGAAGGAUGAGGAGCGGCUGAGUCUGCUCAAGGAGAUCUCCGGGUCCAAUGUCUACGAGAAGCGGCGCGCCGACAGUCUGAAGCUAUUGGAUGACACGGACAAGAAGUGCGUAAAGAUCGACGACCUCGUCAAUGACAUCAACGACCGGCUCUCGGAGCUGGAGGGGGAGAAGAAGGAACUCGAGGCGUGGAACAAGAACGACCGCGAGCGCCGCGCGCUUACCUUCGCGCUCAAGCAGCGGCAGGAGAGCGAGCUCGAGGCAAAGAUCGAGCGCAUCGAUGCGUAUAGGCAUGAUGGGGUGGCCAACGUCGACAGCAGCAGCGCCCAGUUCAUCCAGAACGAGAGGGAUAUGGAGCAGAUUGAGACUGAGAUGGACGAGCUCAGGAGUGAGCUGAAGCUCUUGAUGGACGACCGCGCCCAGCUCGAGGACGAUCGCCGCAAAUCCACGCGCCAAAAGGCCGCAAUCGAAAUCGACCUCAACGAACUGACUGACGGGCAGUCUGCGGCGCAGCAGGCGCAGCGGCGGCGAGACGCGGAGAUCAAGCGCCUUCAGCAGCUGAUACGGGAUCGCGAGACUGAGCUCGGCGAGCUGUUACCUAGAUACAACGAGAAGCGGGAUGAAGAGACCGACAUCCGCUCUCAGCUGGCCGAGGCAGAGGGCCAGCGGAAACGUCUCGAAGACAAGCAAGGCCGCACGGCCUUCUACAGCAACAAGCGCCAGCGCGACGAUGCCUUGCGAAAGGAGAUUGACAACAUCACCGUGGAUCUAGCCACGAGGAAAUCCGUCCAGAUGCAGACAGAUGAUGACAUCAAAGCUCUCCGGAAGGCCAUCGGCACUCUCGAAAAGGAAAUUGCGAGGCUUAAGACGGACUUGGACAAAGAGGGAGACAGCACGCUCAGUGUUGGGGAGCAGGUACAAAAGGCCAAGGACAAGUGGGACAAGAUCCGCGACGAGCAGUCGACCCUUUACCGCGAGGAGAACCGGACAAGCGCACAGCUGGACAACGCCGACAGGCAGCUCCGACAUGCAGAGCGCGAGCUUUCACACCUAUUGGACCACGCCACGAGUCGCGGUUUGGAGACUCUGCGUCGAAUUCAGGAACAACACAACCUGGAGGGCAUUUACGGCACAAUUGCCGACCUCCUCGAAGUUCCCGAACCCUAUAAGAUCGCCACUGAGGUUGCCGCUGGGCCAAGCCUCUUCCACGUCAUCUGCGAUAACGACGACACAGCGUCGAAAGCAAUUGACUUGCUCAAUAAAGAGAAAGGUGGCCGCUUGACAUUCAUAUCCCUCAACCGCGUGCAAUCUAGGCAGGUCCAAGUCCCACAGACUGCGGACGCUCAACCAUUACUUCCCAAACUUCGAUACGACCAGGCCUAUGAAAAGGCUAUGAAGAACAUCUUCGCCAAAGUGGUUGUGUGUCCCGAGCUGAGCAUCUGCCACAGCCUGGCGAAGACUCACGACGUGCUUGCACUGACACCUGACGGUGACCGAGCACAUAAGAAGGGCGGCUAUCACGGCGGUUACUAUGAUCCAAGUAAGUGCAAGCUAGACGCCCAUCGCAAAGUGCUUGCUCUGCGAGAGCAACGCGAUCAGCUACGGGAGCGCAAGACGGAGAUUACUACCGAACUGGAAUCUCUGAGGCAGAAGCUCACGGCGGCACAUAGCGACGUGAAGAAGAUGGAACUCCAGCGAAAUAAUGUGGAAACCAGCUACGGGCCGAUGAGGCAGGAACUCCGCGCGAGGCAGGCUGAGCUACAACAAAAGAAGAAUUCGCUGGAGCAGAUGCAGCGGGUUGCGGCAGAGAUCCAGUCGAAGAUAAACGAGCUGGGCAGCAAGCAAAGCGACUAUGAGGCUGAAAUAGCAUCGAAGUUUGAAAAGGCCUUGUCACGGGACGAGGAAGCGCUGCUCCAGACUCUUGCGGGCACGGUGCGGGAUCUACGGCGACAACUUUCCACCCUCACCCAGGAGCGAUCUGAUCUGGAAGGUAGGAAGGCCGAAAUCGAGACAGAGCUGCACGAGAAUCUCCAGCCGAAUCUCGAUCAGCUCCUGACGCAGCAGAACGGCGCCGGCGGCACUGUGACUCAAUCAGCUCGCCUGAAGGAUGCCGAGCGCUCCCUGAAGAAGAUCGACAAGACGGUCGCCGAGUAUGACCGACGAAUUCAGGAGCUGGAUGAGCAAAAGGAGCAGGCGGAGGCUCAGCUUGCGCGCUUAGAAGAAGCCAAAGCGGAGAAGGAGAGGACCAACCGCGAGCUUGCGCGUGCGAUCGAGAAGCAGCAGAAAGGAAUGGACAAGAGGAUGCAGGCGCGCGAGGAGUAUAAAGCAGAGCUGAACGAGAUCCAGCGAGACAUCCGAGAGCUCGGCACAUUACCACAAGAGGCGUACCACAAGUACGCUAGGUGGUCAGAUGAGAGGAUCAUGAGCGAAAUCGAGAAGGUCAACAAAGCGCUCCGGAAAUACUCGCACGUCAACAAGAAGGCGUUCGAACAGUACGAGAGCUUCACCAAGUCGCGAGAGCAGCUCGCCAAGCGCCGGUCCGACCUCUCUGGCUCGCGAGACUCGAUUGACCAGAUGAUCCAGAUCCUCGACCAGCGCAAAGAUGAGGCCAUCGCGCGCACGUUCAAGCAAGUAUCCAAGUACUUCCAAGAAGUCUUCGUCCAGCUCGUCCCUGCCGGCACCGGCCGCCUCAUUAUCCAGCGGCGCUCCGACCGCGAAGCGCGACGAGGCCGCGGCGAGGAGGACUCUGACGAGGAAGAAGAGCGCGCGAACGGGCGCGCGAACGGCGCCCGAACCAGCGUCGAAAAUUACACAGGCGUCGGCAUCGCCGUCUCCUUCAACAGCAAGCACGACGAACAGCAACGCAUCCAACAGCUUUCUGGCGGACAGAAAGCGCUCUGUGCACUCGCCCUCGUCUUUGCGAUUCAGCAGUGCGACCCGGCGCCCUUCUACCUCUUUGACGAAAUCGAUGCCAACCUCGACGGACAGUACCGCACUGCGGUGGCAGAGAUGCUGCGCAAGUUGAGCGGGAAGGGUGGAGAGUCCGGCGAGGGCGGCGGCCAGUUUAUUUGUACGACGUUCCGCCCGGAGAUGGUGUUGGUCGCGGAUAAGUGCUAUGCGGUCAGUUACAAGAAUAGUACGAGUCGGAUUGACGUGUUUGACCGGGAGGGGGCGUUGGCGUUUGUGGAGACGAGCCAGAAGGCGUAGGUAUGGAAAGAGAUGGCCGGUGGGCGAUGAAUAUGUAUGACACGGAUCUCUCUAAUUCCUCCUUUCAUGACGGUUAUUUCGAGGGAUGGGUUACGCCGGGUUUACGAUAUGUAGCGGGCGCGGCGUGGUAUACCAAGGUCUGCGCUUCUGAAUCCGAGGCGUUCAUGUGGCUGUUUCCCAACCGCUCGCAAUGUAGAGUACGCUUCCUUCGCAUGACAUGCCAAACCUUGUC